Molecule: messenger RNA, 1893 nt
Organism: Theileria parva strain Muguga
Lineage: Eukaryota; Apicomplexa; Aconoidasida; Piroplasmida; Theileriidae
Gene: UBA2
Product: ThiF family protein
Exons: 3
Coding region: 307-1893 (528 amino acids)
Biological process (GO): protein sumoylation
Cellular component (GO): cytoplasm; SUMO activating enzyme complex
Molecular function (GO): SUMO activating enzyme activity
Source: RefSeq, a predicted model, not a curated record
UUUUACCCUAACCCAAGACAAUUAUUUUAUCUUUACUCUUGAGCAUUUUACUAAUGGAAUUAAUUUGUCAUUUACUUUUCUGACCUCAGAUAUUAAAUCUUUCAUAUCUCCUUAUGAUUAUUUGUACUUUAUAAUCUUCAUCAUGUUCAAUAAGCCGUAAUAUCUCUUUUAUACAACAGAAUUCACUUUUAACGUAGAUUCGCCAAGUAACAUAGAAUUAUAAAUAGAGAAUUAUACACAGGAAAUAAUACACAGGAAAUAAUAAAUAGAAUAAUAAAUAGAGUGAGAAUAAAAGGGGAUAAUGAGAUGUUGAGUGAGUAUUAUGAAUAUUUGAGUGAUGUGUCUGUGUUAUUGGUGGGAGCCGGUGGUAUAGGUUGCGAGUUGAUAAAAACGCUGCUAUUGACUGGUGUGAAGAAGUUGACAAUUGUUGACAUGGACACAGUUGACGUGUCCAACUUGAAUCGGCAGUUUCUGUACCUUCCAGAACAUGUGAACAAGUACAAGGCUGAAGUCGCCCGCAUUCGGGCACUGGAACUUAACCCUAAAACAGAGGUGAAAUCACUAGUCUGCGACGUUAACUCUUGGGAACCCAGUGAUCUAACCCCGUUCGACGUCGUACUCAACGCUCUAGACAAUAUCAAAGCCAGAUCACACAUCAACUACUGCUGCAUACAGUCACGAGUCCCGUUGAUAGAAUCGGGGAGUACGGGAUACAAUGGUCAGGUGUAUCCUAUAGUGAAGGAUAUGACAAAAUGUUACGAGUGUGAUCCUUUGCCAAAGACGAGUUCAAUUCCGGUGUGUUCAAUUCGUCAGAUUCCUGAGAAGCCAACACAUUGUAUAGCGUGGGCUAGAAUGCUAUACCAGCUCCUGUUUGGCACACCGGACAAUAAUAACUUGUUAACAGACCUGUCAGUUCCGACAUUACCUGACUUGAGUAACCUAGACGACAAAGCCGUAGUUGACUAUUUGAAUAAGAUCUUUGACUUUCUGUUCAAUUCCGAGGUUAAAUCUUUACAGAAAAUGGAAGAGGUUUGGGCUAAUCGGGACCCGCCAAAACCCAUCAAACACCAAUUCACACUCAAACGUAAGGCCAGUCAAAUUGAUAAAAAUUCGGAAUACGAUUUAAAUUCUGAAGAUACCAGGGGUAGGAACAAGUUUGUGGUGUUGGGGAUGGAAGAGUUACUUGACCAGUUUUCCACCAGCGUUGAGGCAAUAUUAAAUAACCCUGAAACGUUAGGAUCACUUGUAUUCUCAAAAAAUGACCAAGUUUGUAUGGAUUUUGUCUCCUCUGCGGCUAACUUGAGGAUGAUCAACUUUGGCAUUAAGCCGCUGAGCACUUGGGAUGUACAGUCAAUUGCAGGGGCAAUUGUACCCGCAAUCGCCGCCACCAACGCCAUAGUCGCGUCAUUUCAAGUCGUACAACUCCUACACCUUCUCAAAUUCCUCAAAUCAAACAACACCCUAGACUCCCAUUGCAAAAAGGUUUGGAUAAAAUCGAGUGUGAUGGGGUCAAACCCGUUGGUUAGGGGUAAGUUAUCGCAGCCUGAAUUGUUAGAACCGCCAAACCCAAAGUGUACAACAUGUCAGCAGAAGUCCUAUAAAGUUAAAAUAAAGUCCCUAGAUCUAACGUUACAUGAAUUUGUUAAGUCAGUGUUAUCGGAGUCCAUGGGACUUGAAAUGGUCAGUGUUGAUUUUAACCUCAGUAACAUUUACGACGGAGAGGAGUUUGAGGAUGAUCCUGAGUACGCAGAGUCUGUAAAGAAGAACAGUCUGGCCUUUUACGGCCUUGCAAAUAAUUCCAUUCUCACAGUCACUGAUUUGAACGGAGACUCACAAUUCGAACUUGUUCUCAAACUUGACAAUACAUUAAAAUCUAAUUUUUUAGUUCUCUAA